AUGCUAGAUGCCCAUGGUCCUACUGAUAGAACUAUGGACAAAAAUGCCCGUGGUACUACCAGUAGAACCUCGCAGCAGGGCCAUGGGCCAAAUAUAGCGGUCGGAGGCGCUCAGUGGUCGGCUGUCAAAGUCAGCGUCAGAGCUGUCAUGUGCGGCGCCAGCGCCGACAUCGCCACCGCCACGCGCGAGAUCCGCGCACCACCACGCGCCGCUGUCUGUGGUGCACCGCACCACGCACUUCUUCACCAACUUAAAAAGCCGAUGGCAGCGCAGUCGCAGCCGGGAGCGGUGCCCGGCCGGCACUGCCUUCUCGCUGGCUCCAGGCCCGGACAGCAGUGGGACGGAGUAUGCUGCAGACCAGAGCUCAGAGCACAGCACUCCUGCGCACUCGCCCCGGCAUAA
Ostrinia furnacalis (Asian corn borer) is the source of this 402-nucleotide messenger RNA. RefSeq lists its product as uncharacterized. The coding region runs from base 1 to 402 and encodes 133 amino acids. Lineage: Eukaryota; Metazoa; Arthropoda; Insecta; Lepidoptera; Crambidae. The record is from RefSeq and is a predicted model, not a curated record. The transcript has 3 exons.